AUGUUUUGGAAAAGCUUGGUCUCUAGUAGUUCAACUUCAAGAAUUUUUCAAUCUCAAUUAACUAAUAAAAAGACUAUCUUUUGUGCAUUAACCGUUGGUGCAGGUGCUAUUCUCUUUAAUCAACUUAAUUUUAAAUCAAAUUUUCUAGGUAUUAAUCGUUUCUUAACAAUGACUACCGACAAUUCAAAUAAAUUUGUUGCUCCUUCCAAACCAUCCAGUUGGAAUUGGAACCCAAAGAGAUUAAUAUUUGAUGCAGAAUGUAUUAUUCAAAAUGCUAAUGAUCUAUUUGAUAAGUUAGCUGCCAUCGAAAAUCCAAAUGUUGACAAUUUUGUUAAACCAUUUUUUGAACAUGAAAAUCGUAGUGGUCCAUUAGUCAAUCAAUUAUGUUUCUUACAACACGUUUCUGCAAACAAAGAACUUAGAGAUGCCUCAGUUCAAGCUACAGAACUAUUGCAAGAUUUUGAAAUCGAAGCAUCUUUGAGAUACGAUCUGUUCACUCAAAUGGAUAAAAUUUUCAAAGAAAUCUCUCCAAAGAAGGAUGAAUUUGUUAAUGCAAAACCAGAAAACUUUGAAAUUUACAAAUUUAUUGAAAAAUGUCAUAAGGAUUAUGUUCGUGAUGGUCUAAAUUUACCAAAGGAGAAAAGGGAUCAAGUUAAAGAAGUUAAGAAGAAGUUAGCUUCUAACAGUCUUCAAUUUUCCACAAAUCUUGGUGAACAGAAAGAAUUUAUUGCUUUUACCAAAGAGGAACUAGAUGGUGUUUCACCAACUGUUAUGGAACAAUUUGAAAAGUUUACUGAACCAGAGACAGGUGUUGAAAAGUAUAAAGUUACUUUUAAGUACCCUGAUAUCUUCCCAGUUCUAAAGACUGCCAAUAAUCCCGAAACUAGAAGAUUAGCCUUUAAUGCCGAUCAAAAUAAAGCUCCUCAAAAUGAAAAGCUGUUCAAGGAGACAUUAAAAUUGAGAGACGAAUUAGCCACCUUAUUAGGUUACUCAACUUAUGCUAAUUACAAUUUGGAAAUAAAGAUGGCAAAGAAUCAAGAAACUGUUCUUGAAUUUUUAACUGAUUUGAAGGAUAGAUUGACACCAUUAGGUCAUAAAGAAAUUGAAACUCUAAAAGCACUUAAGAAAAAGAACUGUGAGGAAAACGAAAUUCCUUAUGAUGGUCAUUAUUAUAUCUGGGAUCAUCGUUACUAUGAUAAUAAAUAUUUGAAAGAUAAUUAUAAUGUCGAUCUUGAAAAAAUAUCUGAUUAUUAUCCAAUUGAUUCUACCAUUAAAGGCAUGCUAGGUAUUUAUGAAACAUUAUUAAAAUUGAAGUUUAUCGAAGAGACAGAUGUAUCAAAAAAGAAUGUUUGGCAUCCAGAUGUUAAACAAUUAGCUGUUUGGAAGAUGGAUGACCCUGAAAAACCUGAAUUUGUUGGUUGGAUCUAUUUUGAUUUACAUCCAAGAGAUGGUAAGUAUGGUCAUGCUGCUAAUUUUGGAAUUUCUUCGUCAUUUGUUGAUGAACAAGGCAAUAGAUCUUACCCAGUAACUGCCUUAGUUUGUAAUUUUUCAAAGUCUACUUUAACAAAACCUUCCCUUUUGAAACAUAACGAAAUAACUACAUUUUUCCACGAGUUAGGCCAUGGUAUCCAUGAUUUAGUUGCUAAGAACAAAUUAUCAAGAUUCAAUGGUCCAGGUGCUACCCCAUGGGAUUUUGUCGAAGCUCCAUCUCAAAUGUUAGAAUUUUGGACUUGGAAUAAACAAGAAUUACUAUCUUUAUCUUCCCACUAUGAAACAGGUGAAAAGAUUCCUGAAGAAUUAUUAAAUUCAUUAAUUAGAACCAAACAUGUUAAUGGUGCUUUAUUUGCAUUAAGACAAUUACAUUUUGGUUUAUUUGAUAUGAAGGUCCAUACCAAUAAGGAUUUAAGUAAUUUACAAUUAGAAAAAUUAUGGAAUGAAUCAAGAGAAGAAAUAUGUUUUGUUGAGACAGGCAGUGAAUAUACAAAGGGUUAUGAUUCCUUUGGUCAUAUUAUGUCAGACUCUUAUUCUGCUGGUUAUUAUGGUUACAUGUGGGCAGAGGUCUUUGCCACUGAUAUGUAUUAUACUAAAUUUUUACCAAAUCCAUUAGAUAGUACUGUUGGUGUUCAAUACAGAGAUAUUGUUUUAGCUAAUGGUGGUUUAUAUGAAAUCAAUGAUAAAUUGACCGAAUUUUUAGGUAGACCUCCAAAGAAGGAUGCAUUCUUAAAGGAAUUAGGUAUUGGUAAAUAG
Maudiozyma saulgeensis is the source of this 2247-nucleotide messenger RNA. NCBI's taxonomy places the organism in Eukaryota, Fungi, Ascomycota, Saccharomycetes, Saccharomycetales, Saccharomycetaceae. The record is from the annotation of a GenBank genome assembly.